Cololabis saira (Pacific saury) is the source of this 7824-nucleotide messenger RNA. It is a transcript of the gene tdrd6a, whose product is annotated as tudor domain containing 6. The record is from RefSeq and is a predicted model, not a curated record. Lineage: Eukaryota; Metazoa; Chordata; Actinopteri; Beloniformes; Belonidae. The transcript has 11 exons. Bases 1 to 7824 code for a protein of 2607 amino acids.
AUGUCUUCAGUCCCGGGACUUCCUACGAAAGGAUCAGAAGUAAUCGUUCACAUAACCAGAGUCCACCUGCAUCCCCUUUGUGUGCUGGUGGAGUUCUGGGGGAAAUUCAGUCAGGAGAGGUUAGCAGAUUACGAGCGCCUGUUCAAAAGCAUCCAGUCACCAGGAGCUGCAUUUAAAGACUUGGAGGGAGAUCCUGGAGACCAGUGCUUGGUUCAGAUAGGUGGCACCUGGUACAGAGCUCGCGUAGUGUCAAGAAAUGCCUUAAAAUACGCCGUGUUCCUCAUUGACAAAGGGAUUAGAUACACCGCUACCACAAGAGAGUUGGCAUGGGGUAGGAGAGACCAUUUUCAGAUGCCUCCUGAAGUGGAGUUUUGUGUGCUGGCCAAUGUGUUAUCAGUCUUCCCUGACAAAAGAUGGUCCCCAAUAGCUCUUGAAUUUUUGAGAUCUCUUACUGGAAAAUCUGUGAUGGCACAUGUGCAAGAUGUGCUGAUGCAGAACAGAAUAUUUCUCCUGCACAUCCCCUCCAUAUCCGACCAAAUGUAUGAGAUGGGAUUAGCAAAGAAGGUGUCUCCUCUCGACUUUAAGGGCUGUGUCUUCAAGUCGCUCAAGUCCCACCCUGAAACUGACGGUUCUCCAGAGAUCAUGCCGUUCCCCGUGGAAACGUGUGAACCACGUGAACGACUGAACAAGAAGGAAGUGUUCCUGUACCCAGAGCUGUCAGAAGGAACCGCAGAGACCGUGAUCGUGACAGAGGUGACGAACCCACAGAGGAUUUUUUGCCAGUUGAAGGUCUUCUCGCGAGAACUGCAGAAGCUCACAGAGCAGAUCACACAGAACUGCGAGAGCAGGAUGUCGAGUUGCAUCAUAACCCCCGAAAUGAUUGGAUUUCCAUGUGCGGCAAGAGGAAGCAAUGGCAGCUGGUACCGCUCGGUCCUACAGCAGGUUUUCCCAACCAGUAAAGUGGUGGAAGUAUUGAAUGUUGACUAUGGGAUGAAGCAGGUAAUUCCUCUGGAGAACGUCCGGCCUCUGGCACCAGAGUUCUUCAGGCUGCCAGUCGUCACGUACAUCUGCUCCCUCCAUGGAGUCCUUGACAAAGGGGUCGGAUGGACGACCAGCCAGAUCGAGCUCCUCCGGUCCCUCCUGCUCUUCCAGACGGUGAUUGCCAAAUUUGAGUAUCAAAGCAUCUCCGAGGGAGUUUACUACAUCACACUCUACGGCGACGACAACACAAACAUAAACCACUUGUUUGGUUCCAAGGAUGGCUGUUUGCUGAAGCAGGAUAACGCGUACGUGGACUUUGCCCUCCGAAGCACCGCGUACAAUUGCCAGAUUCCAGGUGAAAAAGAAAGAAACAUGUUGACGUCCGGACAGUCUGAGGAAGAGAAAGGAAGGAAAAGUCUAGCCGAAGUGCCUCCCCAUGAAGAGCUCUUGGUGAAUUCCUCACACUUCUCAGUUGUUCAGCACGUAUCCAGCCCGUCAGAGUUUUGGAUUCACACUGAGAAGUACACAAAAGAAUUGGAUGACCUUCAGGAUAGUAUUAGCCAUCUAUACAAAGAUUCAGUGAACAUGCACGUGGUGAGAAAUCCAACUCCUGGGUUUUUCUGCGCUGCGAAGGCAGACGAUGACGAGUUCUACCGAGCAACUGUGACUGGAGUCCGAGAUGCACAAGUCAGCGUGUUCUUCGUUGAUUAUGGAAACACCGAAGUGGUUGACAGGGGCGACCUUCGGACCCUUCCUCCAGAACUCAGAAAGCUGCCCAAAGUGGCACUGAAAUGCAGCCUGGAAGGUGUCGCACCAAUAGAUGGGAGGUGGAGUCAAAGCGCGUCUGACUUUUUCAUCGACGCAGUCACAGAUAAAGAUCUGAAUGUACAAGUGAAGGCAAAAUAUAGCGACAGCUAUGUCGUCACACUUAUUGAUCCGCAAGCUCAGGGUGGGAAGGACGUCGGCACUCUGAUGUGUAGUUCUGGUUAUGCUGAAAAGGCUAAGAUGCAGAAACCUCCCAAACUCAAAACCCUCACGCAGGCUGCCACUACGUCUCCUCCAGAACAUGCUGCUGCUGCAAGACCCACAGAACAUAACAAAACGGAAACCUCUUUCAAAGCCAAAAGCAAAGUUGGUCUUUUCAGCAAUGAAAGUGGUGCUCCGACCUAUAAAGAGCAAAUGUUUCCUACUGGAAGUAUCCUGGAUGUCAACGUGUCCCACACCGAAGGCCCAAACGACUUCUGGUGCCAACUGGUACAAAACACCUGGCGCUUGAGAUUGCUCAUGCAGGACUUGCAGAGCUACUACACCGGCAGCGAGUUCCAGCCCCCAGUAGACACCGCUUGUGUAGCUCGACACCCUGACAGUGGAAUCUGGUACAGAGCCCUUGUCGUCUGCCAGCAUGAAACCCCUUACGUGGACGUGCUGUUUGUUGACUACGGGCAGACGGAGACGGUCUCCUUCUACGAUCUGAGGAAGAUCUCCCCAGAAUUCCUCAAUCUGCAUGGCCAAGCGUUCAGAUGCAGUCUGAUAAACGUUGUUGCCGCUACCAGCGACUGGGCCGAGGAAGCAAAGAUAAAGUUCCAAACCUUUGUGGACACUGCUACAACCAAGUCUGUGCUUCUGAAGUGCACCGUGUAUGCCGUCAUGUACAGCGAGAAGAAGAUCCUCUACAACGUCGUGGAUCUGGAGACUCCCUUCGAGAGUAUCUGCGCGAGUCUGGCCCGUCUCACCAUAAACGUACCGCCCGUGAAACGCGCUGUGUCGUCUUUCCGCCUGAACUCGUACUUCUACUCGACCCACAACGUCAAAACUGGGACGGAGGAACGAGUCACUGUGACGUGUGUGAACAACGUCGGCCUCUUCUACUGCCAUCUCGACAGGAAUGCUGACGCGAUGAAAGAUCUGAACAUGAAGGUAAACAGUCUUUGUCACCAGCUUGAGAAGGUCAAGCUUCCAAAAGCCCUUGCAACUUUGUGCUUUGCGAGAUAUACUGACGGGAAGUGGUACAGGGCUCAGAUCAAGUCCGUCCAGCCGGCAAUACUGGUCCACUUCGUAGAUUAUGGGGACACCAUCAAGGUGGACCAAUCGGACUUGCUCCCAAUUCCCAAAGAAGCGAAUGAAAUCAUGUCGGCACCCGUACAAGCUGUGGUGUGUGCCCUCUCAGACAUCCCAGCCGACGUUCACAGCGAGGUGAACAGCUGGUUUGAGAGGGCGGUGAAAGACUGCGAGUUCAGAGCGCUCAUCGUGGCCAGAGAGCCUGCUGGGAAAUUACUGGUUGAGCUUUACCAUGGAAGUACGCAGAUCAACGCAAAAAUCAAGAAAACGUUCCAGCUUGAGAUGCAAGUAAAAGAGCAGGUUGUUCUCGAGAGCCCGAGAGCUCUCGAGACUUCAGAAAAUCUUAUGCAAAAAACACAGAGGAACUUCCCCAAACCAGAUGAUAAAGACCACAAACUAGCCCCGAAGAAGAAUACGUCCGCCUCCGAACCCUGGGCGGAGAAGAGAUCCACUAAUGUGACUCGACAUUCUGCUCAGAAGCACAAACACAACACUGAAAACAGCCAUAAGACCAGACAUCCUCCUCUGGAGACGUAUGUACCUCCACAUCAAAGAACCGGGCCAAAUGCUGGUUCAGGUGAUGCUCAAGUGAAACCGGCUAAAGAGAACCUCCACCCUAAAACCAAGCACCCAACAUCAUACCCGUCUCGGCCAGAAUCCAAAAGGGAAAACGUUGCUGAGAAACUCCCUAAACUCACAGACCUGCUUUCGAAGCACAUCGCUCCCGACAUGGAAGUGGAAGUUUACGUCUCACAUUGCAACAGCCCGCUAAGUUUCUAUGUGCAGCGCGUCGAUGAGGAGGAUGACUUGUUCUCUCUGGUGGAAAAGCUCAAUGAUCCACAAUCGACUUUGAAUCUGAAAGCCGUUGACAUCCAAGACCUGCAUCCAGGGGACCUGAUUCAAGCAGAGUUCACGGAGGAUUCCUCGUGGUACCGAGCAGUCGUAGACGAGAUCCACGGCAGUGAAAGGGCUCUCGUUGAAUUUAUCGAUUUUGGAAAUAAAGCGAUGGCACCGGUUUCCAAACUGAGCAGACUCCAGGAGUCUCUGGUCCAGUUGCCCGUCUACAGCACACACUGCAUGCUGAGAGAUGCUGCGGCCCGCGGGGAGGAGGAAGUGCUCGAUCCGGGGGUGCUGUCGGCGUUCAUGGAGGACAUCGGGAGCAGUGGAGAAAAGGUGCUCACAUGCAAAUUCAUCAAGCAGGUGGGAUCUAUGUGGGAGGUGGAGCUUGGAGACGGCGAAGUCGGUGUGGUUUGUAAGGUUCCUCCUGGAGGUCCUGAAGUCAUCUCGGAGAAAGACGUGGAGGAGGAGCCCGGCCAGGUUUUUGGUAUCAGGCAAGAGGCAGGAAACGCAGAGGAGACACCAGUGAAGCCGGGUUCUGUACGUUGCCACCCGCAAAAGAACUUCUCAGAGGGACAGCAGCUUGAGGUCUACAUCACAAACAUUAACGAUGCUCAGACCUUCUGGUGUCAGUCUGCCAGUUCAGCUGAACUUGAUAAGAUAACAUAUAGUGUUUCAGAAAUAGGAGGAGAAGCAGAUGGCAAUCACAUCGAUCCGGAUGAUCUCUUGCCCGGGAGAAGCUGCGUCGCCCUCUUCUCUGACGACCAGCUGUGGUAUCGUGCAGUGGUCAUCUGCAGGGACGGAAAAAAUGUGUCGGUUCUGUUCGUGGACUACGGAAACGAGUCCCACGUCAGCAUCGGGGACGUGAGAGAAAUGCCCCCUCUCCUGGCGGACAUUGCCCCGCAGGCGUUUCUGUGCAAGCUCGAGGGCUUUGAUGCCUCGUGUGGAUCCUGGGAUGACGGUGCCACAGAUCAGCUGUGCUCGCUCACAUUGGACAAGCUGUUGCAGCUCACUGUCACAAGACUAGCAAGAACUGAGGAGACGCUUGUCUGUUUUGUGCAGUUGGAGCACGAAGGCCAGGUGAUAAACGAGGCAAUGAAAGCCUGGUGGAGGAGCUUCACCAGAGAGGACGUGACCGACUCGGCUUCAGCUGAACCUACGCUGCAGCCUGACACAACCGCAGAAGAAGAACCUCAGCAGGAGCAUCCUCAUAUGGACGCUGAGAUCUACAUCAUGGAGAAGCUCUCCAAUCCACUCGCAGCCGGUGACGCCUCAACGUUGGCAAGUAAUCCAAAGAGCGAGUUCUCUGUAGUCCAUGUUGCCAUCGAGUCCACAAAGGAGGAGCCUGUUUCCGUAGAGGACACGUCUAAAACCCCCGCCAGUGUGAGGACUGAAGGUGAUGAUGGUGACAUCGAUCAGACCGAAGGAGACACGUUGUACUUGGUCUGUACUGUGAUGGAGGACACUGGCGAAGGCGCCAAGAGGAGCACCUCAUCAGAGGACUUGGACCCUCCGCUGGAAGAAAAGGUUGUAGAAGCGGUGGAUGAACUGGACCCUGAAGCUGCUGACCGAGAGGAAGCCAACACCUCGGCCUGUGAGGUCCCGGAAUAUCCAGAUCCAUCUGGAGAAGAAGCUAACACAGAAGUUCCUGUUGCUCGGAGCUCCUCCACAACUGCAGUGAAAAUGGUUCCUAGAAGUGUUCCUGCACAGGAGACGACAGAUGCAGCAGCUGACGUCUCAAAUCAGGACAGCGAGGGUGGAGAGCCGAGCUGUUGUGUUGCCGAGACCCUUUCAACAGGUGACGCAGAAGCAGAUGUAGAAGAGGGAGGUGUGGAUGGAGGAGCGACCGAUGGAGGAGCAGCGACUGCAGAGGAAGAGACGGCUUCUGUCCCGAUGUUGCUCCAGAUGUUACAGAGGACCCAUGUGAAGCAGAUGUUGCUCCAGAUGUUACAGAGGACCCAUGUGAAGCAGAUGUUGCUCCAGAUGUUACAAAGGACCCAUGUGAAGCAGAUGUUUGUCCAGAUGUCACAGAGGAUCUACGUGAAGCAGAUGUUUGUCCAGAUGUUACAGAGGAUCCAUGUGAAGCAGAUGUUUGUCCAGAUGUUACAGAGGAUCUACGUGAAGCAGAUGUUUGUCCAGAUGUUACAGAGGAUCCAUGUGAAGCAGAUGUUGGUCCAGAUGUUACAAAGGACCCAUGUGAAGCAGAUGUUGGUCCAGAUGUUACAGAGGAUCUACGUGAAGCAGAUGUUUGUCCAGAUGUUACAGAGGAACCAUGUGAAGCAGAUGUUGGUCCAGAUGUUACAACGGACCCAUGUGAAGCAGAUGUUGGUCCAGAUGUUACAAAGGACCCAUGUGAAGCAGAUGUUGGUCCAGAUGUUACAAAGGAUCCAUGUGAGGCAGAUGUUGGUCCAGAUGUUACAGAGGAUCCAUGUGAAGCAGAUGUUGGUCCAGAUGUUACAGAGGAUCCAUGUGAAGCAGAUGUUGGUCCAGAUGUUACAGAGGACCCAGGUGAAGCAGAUGUUGGUCCAGAUGUUACAGAGGACCCAUGUGAAGCAGAUGUUUGUCCAGAUGUUACAGAGGAUCCAUGUGAAGCAGAUGUUGGUCCAGAUGUUACAGAGGACCCAUGUGAAGCAGAUGUUGGUCCAGAUGUUACAGAGGACCCAUGUGAAGCAGAUGUUGGUCCAGAUGUUACAGAGGACCCAUGUGAAGCAGAUGUUGGUCCAGAUGUUACAGAGGAUCCAUGUGAAGCAGAUGUUGGUCCAGAUGUUACAGAGGAUCUACGUGAAGCAGAUGUUUGUCCAGAUGUUACAGAGGAUCCAUGUGAAGCAGAUGUUUGUCCAGAUGUUACAAAGGAUCCGUGUGAAGCAGAUGUUUGUCCAGAUGUUACAAAGGACCCAUGUGAAGCAGAUGUUGGUCCAGAUGUUACAGAGGAUCCGUGUGAAGCAGAUGUUGGUCCAGAUGUUACAGAGGAUCUAUGUGAAGCAGAUGUUGGUCCAGAUGUUACAAAGGACCCAUGUGAAGCAGAUGUUGGUCCAGAUGUUACAGAGGAUCUACGUGAAGCAGAUGUUGGUCCAGAUGUUACAGAGGAUCUAUGUGAAGCAGAUGUUGGUCCAGAUGUUACAGAGGAUCUACGUGAAGCAGAUGUUGGUCCAGAUGUUACAGAGGAUCUAUGUAAAGCAGAUGUUGGUCCAGAUGUUACCGAGGAUCUAUGUAAAGCAGAUGUUGGUCCAGAUGUUACAGAGGAUCUAUGUGAAGCAGAUGUUGGUCCAGAUGUUACAGAGGAUCCGUGUGAGGCGUUGGCUGAGGACGCAGAUGAGCUUUGUCUUCACAGAAACCCUCUCAGGAGCUGCAGUGGGAGCUGGAGAAGUUCCCCAGGCGGGCGACGUGCCAUCUGCUUUCAUUCCUGACAAGCACAACCUGACAGCCGGAGACAACGCCUCCUCCCUUCACGAAGAGCCACGUUCUGUUCUGUCGGCUGAUAUGGAGCCACACUGCAGCAUCGAUAUGGCCGCUUUGUUGGAAAAACUCAAGUGUCUUGUUAUCGAGACGUGUCCAGCAGAGACUCUCCAAGCGCAGAAACUUCUGCCUGUGGACUCGGAGGAGCUCGUAGAAGCAGAGGACGGACCGGACGCUGAAGCCCCUGAAGCCUCUGAAGCCUCUGAGGCCCCUGAAGCCCCCGAAGCCUCUGAAGCCUCUGAGGCCCCUGAAGCCUCUGAGGCCCCUGAAGCCUCUGAGGCCCCUGAAGCCCCCGAAGCCUCUGAAGCCUCUGAGGCCCCUGAAGCCUCUGAGGCCCCUGAAGCCUCUGAGGCCCCUGAAGCCUCUGAGGCCCCUGAAGCCCCCGAAGCCUCUGAAGCCUCUGAGGCCCCUGAAACCACGGAGCCAGAGGAAGCCAACACCUCUGACGGUGAGGUCACAGAAUCUUCACAAAUAUUAUAUCGUAUAAAGUAG